AUGGUGGAGAAGAUAUGUUGCAGAAUAAUCAGCCAAAUUCCAUUAAUUAAAUAUUCAAAAUUAGGAAUAAUAGUUAGAAUUCAGGCAAGCAAAUUUAUUUCUGAAAAUGAUCAAAUUAAUUCAGUUUUUGAUAUUUAUGUUGAUGAGUUGGUACCCUCAAAGUCAAAUAUUUUUUUUGAUAUUUCAGUUAAUAAUGGACAGGGUGAUCUUGUAUUACUAACAUCAGAAAGUUGUUGUGUAGUAGCUGUGAUUCCUUGGAACAGAAAUAUUGAAAGUUUUCAAAGGAUGAACAAGAUUUAUAAUUCAAGGUGUACUUCUAGCUCAGGUUCAGGUUCAGGUUCAUGUUCUAGUUCUAAUUAUAAUUCGAAUUCUAGUUCUAGUUCCAGUUCCAGUUCCAGUUCCGCUUCCACUUCAAACACCAACUCCAACUCCAGCUCCAACCCCAACCCCAACUCCAGCUCCAGCUCCAGCUCCAACUUCAACUUCCAGCCUGAAUCUAGGUUCAAUUCGGAUUAUUCUACAAACAAUACUGGUCAUGGUCAGCAAGGAUUAAAAAUUAAAAGACCUUCUCAUGCAUACGGAAUUUUUGAAGAAAAUGAUUUAGAAUUAUUUGAUAAUUCAGAUAAACCAGUAAUAAAUAAUACUCAUAAUCACAAAUCUCAGACAAAUGAUGAAACUAAACAAGAUACAGUAGUAUAUGAAAUACCUUUAGUUACUGGUAUUAUUAUAUUAAACUUUUUCAAUAUACAAACAAAAGAUAAUGGAUUAUAUACAGUAAAAAAUAAUAAAACAUAUAUAAUAAAAUCAUUAUGGUAUCAUUUAGAUGAUUAUAUAGUAUUUAUAUUAACCAAAACCAAAAAUAAAUCACCCAAAUUAAUAGCUUUAGAUUUAAUUUCAAUAAUAAAUAAUAAUGAAGAAUUAAAUAGUAAAAUUUCUUAUAAUAAACAAUUUCAAUCAUUUAUAGGUAAUUCUACUUAUAUUGAUGAUAUUGGAAAUACAUUAAUAUCUGAAGAUAAUAAUUAUAUUUGUAACUAUUUUGAUUUAAAAUUUAAUAAUAAUAAUAAUAAUAAUUUUGGUUUUGAUUAUAAUCCUGUAGAUUUUGUAUUUGGAAGAGGACCAGAUGUAUGGAAUAUAUUGACAAUAUAUGUAUUAUUUGAAGAAAAUAUAAUAUUAACAUUAUGUCCAGUAAUCAUGAAUAGAAUGAAAUUACCUUAUUUUGCAUAUCAAUUAUUAUACACUACUCUACUUGAACAAGAGUUUUUGUUAAAUUCUAAAGAAGAAAUGAUGAAAAAAGAUUUUCAUUAUGAUGAAAAUCUUCAUAAUACUUUGAAUAUAGUUUUGGGUGAUUUAAGAAAUCCUAUUGAUGAAUGUGGAAAUAUAAUAGAAAAAGUAUUAUAUGUUGAUAUUCCAAAAGAAACUUUUUUAAUAAUAUCAUCUAUAUUAAAACCUAUUCCUAUUAAACUUAAAAUUAUCUGGGAAUGUGAAAAAGAAAAUAAUAUUAAAUCAGGAAAAUUAAUUUCAAUCACAAAUUAUCCAUUAUCAGUAUUUGCUAUAUUAGGAUCAAAUUUAGAAAUUGGAUUAUUUAUUUCAAGUUAUUUAUCAUUACCAAAUUAUGAAGAUACUUAUAAUUAUAACAGAAUUCAAAAUAUAAAAGAUGAAAAAGAAGAAGAAGAAGAAGAUACUGAAUAUGAUUUCAAUCUUAUACUAAAAUGUAUUCAAAAAUCAAAAAUCCCACAAAAUUUUUUAAAAUAUGGAAAUAAAAAGAAAAAUAAUCAAGAAAUAGGAGGAUAUAUUGAAAAUAAUGUUGAUAAUGGAGACGAAGAUGAAAAUGGAGAUGGAGAUGGAGAUGAAAUAACAAAGAAAAUUAUUUCAAGAUUUAAAUUCUAUGAUGGAUUAUAUUUCUCUUCUAAUAAAAAUAAUUUUGAAACUGAAAAAACAAUAAAUGAUGAAAAAAAUAAUAUAUAUAAAAACUUUGGUAUAGAAAAAAAUUAUGUUAAAAAAGAUUUAAAUAAUUCCGAUACCUAUCAGGUAACGAAUUAUUUAAAUAGUAAUAAUGAUCAGCCUUUAUUUGUUAUAGGAAUAUCAAUGGAAAAUAAUAUAUACAUUAUUUAUAUAGAUUGGUUACAUUAUUUAUUUACAUUAUAUUCUACAAUAGAAUCAGAUAUAUAUGAUGAUGAUAAUAAUAAAGUAUUACCAGUUUAUGAAAAUAUUGAAGUAAUUAGAAAAUGUAUUAAUUCAAACCAAGAACUUAAAAUAAUACCAUUAAAUAAUAAUGAUAAUAUAAAUUUAAAAAAUACUAAUUUAAGUUUUAAUUCAUAUUAUGGUAUUAAUAAUAAAGAUAAAAAGAAUAUAAAUAGAAAUAAAGUAUAUAUAGAAUUUAUUUAUAAUUUAAAUAAAUAUGUGAAUAUUGAUACCAAUAUUAAUAUAAAUACCGAUAUAAAUAAUAAUAAAUUUGAUUAUAUAUUAUGUAAUCCAGAUUAUGAUGAAUUACCAGAAAUGAGUUGUAAUGAGGUUUAUAAUAUAAAAUCAAUCAGAAAAGAAUUCAAUAUUUCUGAUUUUAUAAAUGAAGACUUGAGUAGAAAUAGUGGUAUAGAAAUGAAGAAAAAUGAUGAUAAUUAUGAUGAUGAUGAUAAUAAUAAAAAUAAAAAUAAUAAUAAUAAUAAUAAUAAUAAUAAUAGUUUAAUUACAGAAAUAGAUUACCAAGUUAAUAAAUUAAAUGAAUAUACACAAGAAUCACUACUUAUAGAAAUGAAGAAUUAUAAUGAAAAAUUUAAUUUACUUAAAAAUGACUUAAAAUCAUUAAAUAAUGAACAAGAAAUAUCAGAAUAUUAUUUAAAAGUAUUAAAAUUUUUAAAUGAUUAUAAUUCAAAUAUUUUAGUAAAAUUAAAUAGCUCAACAAAACCAAUACUUAACAUGGUUGAUAAUAUUAAGCCUAGAAUUAAUUUAAUGGAGGAAUUAAAAGACGAUAUAGAAAAAACUAAUGAAAAAAUUAAACAAAAAGAAGAAGAAAUUCAAAACAAAAUUCAAAGUACACUUGAAAUGAAUAAUAAUAUUAACAAAAGAAUCUCAAAAAUAAAAAAACUAUUUCUCCAAGAAUUAAAUAAUCAAAGAAUUCAAUACAAUCAAGAUGUAAUCCUUCCUGAACUGCUAUUAAUGCUUUCAAAUGUACAAUUAGAACUUUGUUCUACCAUUCUUAAUACAUUCAAUAAUAAUAACGAUAUUUUGAUAAAUAAUUUAAAUGUUAGUGGUAACGGUAACGGUAACGGUAACAAUAAUCACACAGGGAAUAACGAAGAUUGCGAUAUGUUAAAAGUUAACAUUUUCACAAAUGAAUUCAAUAAUUAUGUUAACUAUAAUAAAUUUGUUAUUAGUAAAUUUCAAAACCUGCAAAAUAAAGUACUUGAGUUAAACAGAAUUGUCUGUAAUUAUUCCAAAUAG
This is a messenger RNA of Cryptosporidium ubiquitum, 3438 nucleotides long. RefSeq lists its product as uncharacterized. Bases 1 to 3438 code for a protein of 1145 amino acids. The transcript has a single exon. Lineage: Eukaryota; Apicomplexa; Conoidasida; Eucoccidiorida; Cryptosporidiidae. The record is from RefSeq and is a predicted model, not a curated record.